AUGGGUAAUCCAGAUGAAUGGCUUGAAACUGUACGUAAAUGUGAAUAUCUGCCUGAACAGGAUAUCAAGAAACUAUGUGAGAUGGUAAAAGAACUCUUAAUGGAGGAAUCCAAUAUUCAACCAGUUCAAUCACCUGUUACUGUAUGUGGUGAUAUUCAUGGCAAAUUGUUUGAUGCUCAACUAGCUAUAGGUCAAUUCUAUGAUCUUUUGGAGUUAUUUCAUGUAGGUGGUGAUGUCAAGGAUACCAACUAUAUCUUUAUGGGUGAUUAUGUUGAUCGUGGCUAUUUCAGUUUGGAGACAUUUACGUUGUUAAUGGUCUUGAAAGCAAAAUAUCCUGAUAAGAUUACAUUAUUAAGAGGAAAUCAUGAAAGUAGACAAAUUACGCAAGUCUAUGGUUUUUAUGAUGAAUGCCAAACAAAAUAUGGCAAUGCCAAUGUAUGGAAGUAUUGUUGUUCAGUCUUUGAUUAUUUGACAUUAGCAGCCAUUAUUGAUGGAUCUAUUUUAUGUGUUCAUGGUGGUCUAUCUCCAGACAUUAAAGCAUUAGAUCAAAUGAGAACCAUUCAUCGUUUGCAAGAAAUUCCUCAUGAAGGUUCAUUUUGUGAUUUAAUGUGGUCUGAUCCUGAAGAUAUUGAUACUUGGGCAGUGAGUCCAAGAGGAGCAGGAUGGUUAUUUGGUGGUAAAGUGACGAGUGAGUUUAAUCAUAUCAAUGGUCUAUCUCUGAUUGCAAGAGCACAUCAAUUGGUUCAAGAAGGUUACAAAUACAUGUUUCCAAAUGAUGAAUUAGUGACUGUCUGGUCUGCUCCUAAUUACUGUUAUCGUUGUGGUAAUGUUGCUUCUAUUAUGGAAGUAGCAGAGAAUGACACGAAAUUCAAGAUAUUUGAUGCUGUACCUGACCAAGAUCGCUUUACACCCUUUUCUGUAAGAAACGGCAUGAAUUCAAAAAUGGGUGGAGGACAAUAUUUUGUAUAA
This is a messenger RNA of Gilbertella persicaria, 969 nucleotides long. RefSeq names its product Metallo-dependent phosphatase-like protein. The transcript has 8 exons. The coding region runs from base 1 to 969 and encodes 322 amino acids. Gene Ontology annotation, biological process: peptidyl-serine dephosphorylation; G1/S transition of mitotic cell cycle. Gene Ontology annotation, molecular function: protein serine/threonine phosphatase activity. Gene Ontology annotation, cellular component: cytoplasm. The record is from RefSeq and is a predicted model, not a curated record. Lineage: Eukaryota; Fungi; Mucoromycota; Mucoromycetes; Mucorales; Choanephoraceae.